AUGACGCACCUUCUUCCGCCCAGCCUUUUGCGGCUGUUCGCGGCGCGGCCACCACUGGAGUACGCUGCGCCGCUAGUGUACGAUCCUAACCCAAAUGCAACACCGCUGCCAAAAGACCGUUCGCUUAUUUCGAAGCGCAAAUCCAUCCGGUCUCCACUCACAGGCGUGGCGGCUACGCUGGAGCUGGUCAAGCAGGAAGCGGCGGAUCGUGGCGAGUCGACGGACGACAUUGCGCACGAGUCGUCGUCGGCCAACAUGACACUUGCACGCGUAACACUGGCCGAGAUGGAUGCAGAAGCCAAAAAGGCAGCCAAGGCCGAAGUGAAGCAGCGCGGGCUGGAGGAGUAUAAGCCGCACGACAACGCCGAAGCCACACCCGAUGCGUACAAGACGCUCUUCCUCGCACGACUCGCAUACGACGUGACAGAGAAGGACCUGCACAGGGAGUUUGACAUGUACGGUCCCAUCGAAACGAUCCGUCUGGUUCGGGAUCGAGAGGGUAAAAGUCGCGGAUACGCAUUCAUCGCCUACGAGAGGGAACGCGAUAUGCGCGCAGCAUGGAAGGAUGCCGAGGGCAUCAAAAUCAACGGCCGCAGAGUCAUGGUCGACGUGGAACGUGGUCGAACCGUCAAAGACUGGAAACCAACCCGUCUCGGCGGAGGUCUCGGUGGCUCAAGUAGGAAACCCAAAAAGGCUCCCGAACCAUCCGAACCCGCCCCCGGCCCAGGCUUCGCAGGCGGUGGAUUCAGAGGCGCACCAAGAGGCGGCUUCAGAGGCAGAGGUUCCUUCGCACCACGAGGCUCCUACGGACCCCCAAGAUCCUUCGCCCCCCAACAAAGAUCCUACGACAACGGCUACACCUCCAGACCCUACAAUGCUGCCCCACCACAAAACACAUCGCGAUACAACAACCCAAGAGACAGAGACAGAGACUAUCCUGCCUCCUCCUACAAUACGCGCCCGUCUUACGACGACCCCCUACCACCCGCAAAACGCGGCCGCUACUGA
Molecule: messenger RNA, 1008 nt
Organism: Moesziomyces aphidis
Lineage: Eukaryota; Fungi; Basidiomycota; Ustilaginomycetes; Ustilaginales; Ustilaginaceae
Source: the annotation of a GenBank genome assembly